Rhizoctonia solani is the source of this 2508-nucleotide messenger RNA. Its product is annotated as TPR repeat protein oca3. The transcript has 13 exons. Gene Ontology annotation, biological process: protein folding in endoplasmic reticulum. The record is from RefSeq and is a predicted model, not a curated record. Gene Ontology annotation, molecular function: protein binding. Bases 1 to 2508 code for a protein of 835 amino acids. Lineage: Eukaryota; Fungi; Basidiomycota; Agaricomycetes; Cantharellales; Ceratobasidiaceae. Gene Ontology annotation, cellular component: EMC complex.
AUGUCUCGCCGCCUUGUGUUACGCGUUCCGAAUCCGAAUGCAGCGUCUGCUCGGCCAGCACCCGCUGCGUCGACACCAGAGGAUGCCACAAGUGAAUCUGGACAAGUCGAAUCGACAGGAGAUGCGAUGGAUGUUGACGAGGGAGGGGAGAUGGACGAAGAGGGAGAGGAAGUUGACGUUGAAGACGAGGAAAUAGACGAAGGUGCCGAAUAUGACGAAGGUGGUCUCCAGGAACAAGAGCAAGAUGACGGAGAAGGAGAAGGGGAGGGAGAAGGCAGUGGAGAGCAGGAUGUUGAAGGACAGGACGAUGAACCCGCUGAGGGAGAGGAGGGAGGGCCAAGCGACCGAGGACAAGGCAGGGGCAGGCCUAGAGGAAGAGGAAGACCUCGUGGUAGGGGCAAAGGCGCCGCUCCGGUCCCGGCUACCCCCAAGCCGAGGGGCCGAGGAAGAGGUAGGCCGAGAGGUCGACCACGGGGUUCUGGUCGUGGUCGUGGUGUUGCUCGUCCAAAGGAGGGAAGUCCAAUAGAGCUACCCGAAGGGUACGAGGGCCCCAAACCAUACCGAUUCGUCAAUGGCCAAGCGUUAUUCUUGAAAAAUGACGAACUUACAAUUGAUGACGAUCCAAAGGGAGAUGAAAAGAUUGACGCCCGAGGAAAUUUGCUUGGAGGCCGCGAGUUCAAGGCACCCACAUUCUCUAGCCCAUGGCGUGACGAUCCAGAACGACAAUACAUGCUAUCCAUAGAUGCAGCACGAACUUCGGGGUUCCGUGACUCGUUGUACUACUUCCGGCAUGUCCAGUCAAUGGUCUGUUUAAUCCUGUCCAUUGACCCCCUUUUUAGGCGCAACCCACAGCUUCUUAAGCUCCCAUUAAGCCAAGCAGAAAAGGACAUGCUGAUCGACAUUGGUCGAUUACCCAACUCCCUUAAAAGCCGAAGUGUUACGCUCAUCACCGCACGAAGCGCCUACAAGGUUCAUGGAGCUAAGAUGAUUAAGGGCGGACGCUGGGUGGUAGACGAUUACUAUGAAGAUCGUGUUCUCGCCGAUGGCAAAGUCGCUGGUGAUCUAGUUGGCGAUGUCCUCCAAGAACCCCUUGAUCCCGAACAGCACCAUCCCUCUAACGCAGCACCCGCCACUAGCGCUUCCGGCGGAGUGUACCGAGUAGGUGGACCUUCGACGCUGUAUGGCGGCCCAGGGGACGACACUGGACCAUCCAUAGAAUUCGCUUGGCCGCCUUUGCCCUUGCAUCCUGCUAUUCCACCAGGACCCAUCGUACCUGGCAUCCCCCCUCCACCGGUUGCGGGGCAGGAGCCAUUGGAUGGUGAUUCGACCAGGUUGGAGAAGAGGACUGAGGUUGCCGAUGAAAUUUUCAGAGGGGAACCUCCUCUUGGGUGGUACGAACCCCACACCGGCAUUUGGCACUACCGAGCGGACACUCAACCAACUCAAGCAAAGCUAACGCAUGCACCGCCAACACGCGAAGCGCUUCUUGCAGACGCGGUCCUUGGAGGAUCCAAAAUCGGUUCAAACUCUUGGGGAAUUGCGAGUGUCAAAACCUUCAUGGAACUUCCUGAAGACGAGCAAAAGCCACCCACUGAAAUAACGAACGGGAAUGCAAACAAAGCUUGGGCAUUUUUGGAACAGCUCGCAUUUGCGGCCAUGGAUGUGGGAAGGCUGGAUAUAGCAGAUGAUUGUCUCGUUCUACUGGAUCAACAGUUUCCCGACUCCCCGCGUGUAACGGUGUUAAAAGGACAACGUCUUGAAGCCGAUGGAAUGCUUCAGGAUGCAUUAAAAAUGUAUGUUUAUUAUCUUACAAAAGAGGACGAGAACUACGUGCCUAUUCGUAAACGACUUAUAACAACUUUGCGAAGUCUCGGGAAGAUCACUGAGGCAACCGAAGAACUUGUCAAAUACCUAGACAUUUAUUAUGCUGAUCUUGAAGGGUGGCUUGAACUUGCAGAUAUCUACGCGACGUGUAAUCUAUAUGAUAAUUCCUUGUCUGCGCUUGCCCAUGCCCAACUCAUCGCACCCCAGACACCCCAAAUUGCCCUUUGUAGCGCCGAAACAGCUUACACAACAGGCAAUAUCGAUCUUGCUCUCAAAUCCUUUUUGCGCGCCGCAGAACUCUGUGGAUCCGGGCCAGGAAUUCAGCCUGGAGGGACUGAGACCCGAGCAUGGCUUGGCGUAAAAUUGGAUACUUGGCGUGAGGAAGAAGAGGCGUGGAUCCUUCUUACCGAGGAUCACUCCCACGUCUGUCAAAUGGAGGGCCUCCCGGCUUCGGUCAGGAGAGACAUCCUGGCGAGUGUGUAUAAUGACCAUGACAGGACGCCUGCGGUUUAUAUUUGUUUAAGCAAACUUCCAUCCAGUGCGAAAAACCCCAAACUGUUGGAAGAACUCUCUACCGAGCGUAUUCUUGCUGCGUAUUCAAAGACUGAUGGGUCGGCCAAACCUAACGAUGCGGGGCGAGCAGCUAUGCUCCGAUGGCUAGGAGCCAGCCAAACUCCCAAAUAA